AUGGCGCUCGAAGACGAGGAUCUGCUCCGGGAGAUCCUCCUCCGUCUCUCGCCGCUGCCGUCCUCCCUCCCUCGCGCCUGCGCAGUCUGCAAGCGGUGGCAGAGCCUCGUCACCGACCCCGGAUUCCUCUCCAGCUUCGUCGACCACCACCGAAAGGAGGGGCCGCCCAUCCUCGGUUUCUCUGUAAAAGACUACCCGGAGCAUUACGAGGUGGUCGUGUUCCACCCAAUCCUGGACCCUCCAGACAGCGUCCCUCUGAGCAUCGACUUCGGACACUGCACCAUGCUCGGAUGCAGCCACGGUCGCGUCCUUAUCGUAGACCGUGAAAGCUUGGAGCUCGUCGUGUGCGCCCCCAUCACCGGCGAGCAGCAGCGCGUGCCCAUCCCGACGGAGUUCGACAGGGGCUGUUUCAUGGGUACGGUGAUGUGCGCUGCCGGCGACCCUGGCCACGUGCACGGCGCCUGUCAUUCGGGCCCCUUUAAGGUGGUCUUGGUGUCCGCCUAUGAUGAGGAAAAGAUCGCCUGUGUUUACUUCUCGGAGACUGGUGCAUGGGGCAAUCUCAUCUCGACGGUUGGCCUUUUCCAGUGA
Molecule: messenger RNA, 588 nt
Organism: Aegilops tauschii subsp. strangulata
Lineage: Eukaryota; Viridiplantae; Streptophyta; Magnoliopsida; Poales; Poaceae
Molecular function (GO): protein binding
Source: RefSeq, a predicted model, not a curated record